GGGCCGGCUCGGAGGCGGGUCCUGAGGAGGAAGCAGGCGCAGGGCGGAGUCCGCUGGUGGUUGCUUCCUUGUGAGCUGAGAGGCCGGAGGGGUCGCCGCUGCCGCCAUCAUCAUCAUUCUCGUCAUGGGGGGCUCUCGCGACGACGAGUACGACUAUCUCUUCAAAGUUGUUCUGAUUGGAGACUCUGGAGUUGGCAAAAGCAACCUCCUCUCCCGCUUCACUCGCAAUGAGUUCAACCUGGAAAGCAAAAGCACCAUUGGUGUGGAGUUUGCAACGCGAAGUAUCCAAGUGGACGGCAAGACCAUAAAGGCUCAGAUAUGGGAUACAGCAGGGCAGGAACGAUACCGGGCCAUCACAUCAGCCUAUUACCGAGGGGCUGUAGGAGCCUUGUUGGUGUAUGACAUUGCAAAGCAUCUCACCUAUGAGAACGUUGAGCGAUGGCUGAAGGAACUGCGGGACCACGCCGACAGCAACAUUGUCAUCAUGCUGGUGGGGAACAAGAGCGACCUGCGUCACCUGCGAGCUGUCCCAACAGAUGAGGCCCGAGCAUUUGCAGAAAAGAACGGCCUGUCAUUUAUUGAGACCUCCGCUUUGGACUCAACAAAUGUGGAAGCUGCUUUCCAGACCAUUCUGACAGAGAUUUAUCGCAUUGUGUCGCAGAAGCAGAUGUCAGACAGACGUGAGAAUGACAUGUCUCCAAGCAACAACGUGGUCCCUAUCCAUGUCCCCCCGACUACGGAAAAUAAACCAAAGAUGCAGUGUUGUCAAAAUAUAUAAACCAAUUUCAUUCCUCAAAAGCUGUGUAUAUUUCCCCCGGUCCAAAA
Molecule: messenger RNA, 825 nt
Organism: Pogona vitticeps (central bearded dragon)
Lineage: Eukaryota; Metazoa; Chordata; Lepidosauria; Squamata; Agamidae
Gene: RAB11A
Product: RAB11A, member RAS oncogene family
Molecular function (GO): GTPase activity; GTP binding
Source: RefSeq, a predicted model, not a curated record